AUGGUGGGCAGGAGAAUGGCAGAAAUGUUCAACCACAUGUGGCCCAACAGGCCAGAAGAAGCGAACUGUUCUUUGUAUCCAGACAGUGGGAUCUGAUGAGCAGGCACUGGCUGCCACAGAGUGCCAGCACCUGCUUAAACCAAAGACCCAUCUGUCGUGCAACAGAGAUGUCUUGUGCCCGUCUGACUGGACAGUGAGCAACUGGACUGAGUGUACGGUUACUUGUGGUGGUGGAAUAAGGACUCGUAAUGUCACUUGUGCCAAAAAUAAUGAUGAGCCAUGUGAUACUUCCAAAAGACCCAACUCCAAGGCCCUGUGUGGUCUCCAGCAAUGUCCUUCUGCUGGAAGAUUUCCGAUACCCCGCCUGGCACCCAGAAGAGGAAAGAUCAUAAUCAGAAAAACAAGUACUAAUCCCAAACAGAAUCCUCCUCCCAGAAUACCCAUACCAAGCCCGAGGUCCCAUACAACAACAAAAAUACCCAAGCCUGGAAGUGUAACACCCUGUUUGCCUACAUCCUCUGGUUUGGGUAAUGUCUCAGAAGAAGAAGGAACAGCCAACAAAACAUUACAAAAUAAUUUUGCUGGACCAAGUGAUGUUUACAAUUAUCACGUUGUUUCUACUGAACAUAGUUCACACCAAAAUACUACUUCAUGGCCUUUUCAUAGUAGCUUAAGUACUGAAAUUGUAAGGCAUGCUGAAAAUAUUUCUGAAAGGGAGCCAGUUUCUACUGUAGAAAGUGAGGUGCAAAGAAGUGAGGACAGUCCUGUCUCCUCUUUUACCAGUAGUCCAGAAGUAACUUCCAGCUAUGAUUACUUAACUGAAGACUCUGAUGACAUUGAUGGGUCAGUUGGAGGCAGUGAGAAACCGAUUGAUCUCCUUUAUAGCACAGAACUCAAUCCUGAAAUCAGAACCAGGAGCACAACCCUAGAUACAGACUCUUCUGUCCUUCAGAAUGAGAGUGUGACUUCUCAGCCCACCCCUGCAUCUCAUCACCAAGAACCUUCUACGUUCCUUCCUAUUAGCCAAGCAGCACAAGGACUGGCAUUUCCAACAACAGCAAACUAUAUCAGUCUGCAAGUUGAUGUGCCUGUUGUAGAAGUACCUACCCAAGAAGCAUCUGUUACAGUAAUGCCCACAGCAUUUGGUCAUUUACUGAGAGACCAGACUGACAGCAGAAGAAAAGUGAAGCUACUUGACACCAUAACCUCCAGCACACAAUCAUCAGCUCUCAAGCAUGUUCUCAGGAACCAAAGUGCAACAUCUGAGGGGGUUUUGACAAAUGUCACACAAAACAGCCAUCUAAUAACAUCCAACAAUUUGCCUGGUGAUGCCUACUGGAUAGUAGGCAACUGGAGUGAGUGCUCUACCACCUGUGGAAUGGGGGCUUUCUGGAGACAUGUGGAGUGCAGCAGCAGGAACACAUCUCACUGUCAGCACAUGAAAAAGCCUGAUUCUGCAAGAAAAUGUUAUCUCCGCCCAUGCGCUAGCUGGAAAACAGGAAAUUGGAGCAAGUGCUCUGCUAACUGCAAUGGUGGUUUCAAGACCCGAGAUGUUCUCUGCAUUGAUGUUCGUGAAAAACGACUUCUAAGGCCUUUUCAUUGCCAGUUACUCGGAUAUAAACCACAACUCAACACUAGUUGUAAUAUGGCGCCUUGCUUGCAGUGGCGUGUGGAGCCCUGGAAUGAGUGUUCGAGAACAUGUGGUGGUGGCCAGCAAAAGCGACGUAUCUACUGCCCAGAAGAAGGCUACUGUGACUGGACAAAAAGACCUAAUGCCAUUGCAUCAUGUAACAGGCAACCUUGUACGCAGUGGAUUAACCAGGCAUGGGGCCCGUGCACUGUUUCUUGUGGAGGGGGCAUUCAGCAAAGAACUGUGCAAUGCACGAAUACAGAAACUAAUGAAACUGAAGAUGACAGUAUGUGUGUGGAUAAACCCAAGCCCACAAAGUAUCAGAAAUGCAAUCUGCAAGAGUGCAGGAAAAGUACAGGACUACCCUGCAGCAAAGACCAACUGUCAGUUCACUUCUGCCAGAGGCUGAAAGGCAUUGGCAAGUGCUUGCUGCCGACCAUACAGACUCAGUGCUGCUUCACGUGUAGUCAGCCCCGAAUUCGUAACAAAGCAAGAUAUUGGGAUCAGCGAGGCCUCAGACAACAAAAUUACACUAAAUCUAGAAGAAAAUCACCUCAAAACCAAGGAAACAACAACCAAGCUGCUUGGCACUAG
Molecule: messenger RNA, 2224 nt
Organism: Pelecanus crispus (Dalmatian pelican)
Lineage: Eukaryota; Metazoa; Chordata; Aves; Pelecaniformes; Pelecanidae
Source: RefSeq, a predicted model, not a curated record